CAAAACCAUUAUUAUUAUUAUUAUUAUUAUUAUUAUUAUUAUUAUUAUUAUUAUUAUUAUUAUUAUUAUCCUAUAGUGGAAAACAGAAUAUUAUUAUUAUUAUUAUUAUUAUUCUGAAACUGAAGAGUUUUACAUAGACACAUAACUUGCAAGAAAAGGAAUUAGUAUGUCUCUGCUGUGAAUAUGAUGUUUAUGAAUGAGUUUUUUUCAGUAGGUUUCAUGUAAGUUGACAGUAAAUAAAUUUGAAUUUCCCUAUUGAAAAUAAAUUUGAAUUAUGUUAUUUCAGCCAAUAAACUAAUUUGUUGUUUAUUUUUAAUAAAAUACCUCGUUUUCCAUAUCUGCCAUCCUUGCUUCAAGUUCUUCCAGGGUCAGCCGUGGUGGCUCCUCUUGGUCAGCAAUAUUAUAUUGAUUGGGAGGCUGAACUGCUACUUCCAUGACAUUAGGUGGGUUAUUAUCUGGCAAGAUCUCUGGAAUAUUGAGGUUGCCGUAGAUUCUGGUGGCUGUAGUUGUUGACAAAAAUUUGUAACCUGCAAGAUGUAAUAUUAUGAUUAAUAUAAAUUUGUUAGUGCUGAAUUUGUAUGCUUAAUUGUUACCUUUAUAUUCUUUAACUACGAUGGAAGUGAUGAUCAAUAGUAUUGCUUCAUUUGCAUUUGCAGCAAUGAUGUUGUUAAAUUGCUCUAUAAUUUCACCACGUAAUGUGACUUGAACCCUUUCUUCCCUGCAUGUAUUUUGAGUGGGGUUCAUAUGAAAGUAAGUACUUUGUUAACAGUCUGAAAUGAUUAAAUCUAUUGAAUCAACAUGAAAUUGAUAGGUUUGAUUAUAUUACCCUGGGAGGCUAAUUUGAAGUUCUUUUCUGACUGUUUGUGUUGUUCCAUUGGAAUGGCUUGCGGUUGUCGAGUACUCUCGAAGGCGGCCAAAGACAUCUGCAAUUCAUAGUUGGAAGAAAUUACUUACGUUUUUUCACCCAAUAUGAUAAAUUGAAUGUUGAGUUUAUUACCACUAAGAAUAUUGAUCUCGUUGCAUUUGUUGUCGAAGUCAGCAGACUUGAGGAAGCGAAAUUUGUAGCGGGGCAUUUCUUCAGUCUGUGUUGUCGGAUGUAUCAUUGUGUGUGUGGUAAAGUGAAUUGUCAGCGGGUUGUCAGUUGGCUGGUACGGUCCCAGUAUUCCCAACAACGCCGAGGCUCCUCAAUAGUUCUUCCCAUUUCUUUGCUAGCCCCUGCAUCCCAUCUUUCAUGUCACCUUCCCUCGACAUAUUACAACGAGUAUUCAGUAAAAUCAGUUGGAUGUUUAAUGCACUACCUUCCACGAGAGAUCUUAAGCCAUGCAGUUCUGGAUCAUUUCAGACAGUGCAGGAGUCCCAUAGGUUGCAACUGCCUUCUCGACUCCUCUAGCCACCGCCGCUCACAUCCACUGGAUCAACUUCAUCGCACUGCAGCAACAUUUUCGUACAUUUUUGGGAAUGACAUAUGAAAUGGAACGAGUCCAACGGGUCAACCUGAUAACCCAUCCAACCCGACCCAGAAACUCACAGGUUAAUCGGAUUCAAGUCAUUCGAGCUAUGAAAAUUCUAUUCAACCAUUGCAUUUCGGGUAAAAUUUUUUAAAAUCACAAUAAUUAUCGAAAAAACCCCAUAAUUUGCUAGGCAAAUACAUCGACGUCGCUUAUUUAGGACUUAACCGUUAAUUUUUAUAAGCGAGAUGAAAUCUCUUUUAGAGCAUCCACAUUGGUAUUGCAUUCUCAAUUGCAAAAUGACAUGACAUAGGUGUUUGCAAUUGCAAAACCAAUUGCAUUGAUGUGGCUACCAAUUGCAUAUUUGCAAACUUGCAACAAAUGCAAUUCCAUAUGCAAGUCAAAAAAGCCUAAAAAAUGGAGAUUUUUUAUUUUAUAUUAUUUUCUUUUCUCUUUUACUUAAUUUCAUAUAAUUUAAACAUAAUAUUUAAUUACAUUUGCAAUUGCAAGUUAAUUGCAUUGAUGUAGGUGAAUGAAAUGAAUGUGAUGUGGAUUGCAAAAAAAUUAAGUUAAAAAUAAAAAACACAAAUACAAUUUCUUUUGCAAUUGCAUUGAUGGAGAUGUUAUGUAUCCGUCGUUAACGAACUGCGAAAUGUGCGGAGAAGUGGGAACGAAGGCUCCGCCGCCGUAACCGCCCCGCCGGUCCGACUAUAGUGUUGUUUACUGCUUCUACUGAUCGGCGGAGCAAAACCGCCCCCAAAGCGAGUCCGCGAGUCCAAACAGUUUCCUCUCCGGGUCUUCUCUCUCUCUCUCUCUCUGUCAUCAUUCCUUUCCUUAAAUUACUGCUUCCCUUCCCAUUCCGCGCUGACCAUCUUUCUUCUCCCAUCGCCAUUCCAAUUUUGAAGCAGAUCUCUCUCUCGUCUCUUCUGCCGCCUACCUCAACUGCAUCAAUGGAUCUCUCAAUUGCGUUGCCAUUCCCCUCCAUUACCACCAAACCCUUUCCUUCCCAUCUUCUUCUUUCCCGCCCUCUCUUCCCCAGCUCUUCGCCCGGAAGAUCCUUGCUCUCUACUCGAAACCCCUCUUCUUCCCGCCACAAUCACCGCACUCCUCGACAACGACUCCGCCGCCGCGCUUCCGCCGUCGAUGACGACGAUGGCGGCUUCGUCCUCGAAGAUGUCCCUCACCUGUCCGAUUUCCUCCCCAAUCUCCCCCUGUAUCCCAAUCCUUUGGAGAAGAGCCAAGCUUAUGCCAUUGUCAAGCAAACCUUCGUCGGCCAGGAAGAUGCGGUGGCGCAGCAGGUCGUUGUUCAUAAAGGCAGCCCCCGAGGAGUACACUUCCGGCGAGCCGGCCCUCGAGAAAAGGUGUACUUUAAGCCUGACGAGGUUCGGGCUUGCGUAGUCACAUGUGGAGGGUUGUGCCCAGGGAUCAAUACAGUCAUCCGGGAGAUAGUUUGUGGGUUGAACUACAUGUAUGGUGUGGAUGACAUUCUUGGUAUCGUGGGAGGGUAUAGAGGCUUCUACUCUAAGAACACUGUGAAGCUGACCCCUAAAGUUGUGAACGAUAUCCAUAAACGUGGCGGCACUACCCUUUUGACAUCUAGGGGAGGUCAUGAUACGGUUAAGAUAGUUGACAGCAUUCAGGACAGGGGAAUUAAUCAGGUGUACAUAAUUGGAGGUGAUGGGACCCAGAAAGGAGCAGCUCUAAUUCAUGAGGAAGUUGAGAAACGUGGUAUGAAAGUAGCAGUUGCUGGGAUUCCCAAGACCAUUGACAAUGACAUAGCUGUGAUAGACAAAUCGUUUGGGUUUGAUACUGCUGUUGAAGAAGCUCAGAGAGCAAUUAAUGCUGCGUAUGUAGAGGUUGAGUGUGUGGAAAACGGAGUUGGAGUAGUCAAGCUGAUGGGACGAUAUAGUGGAUUCAUUGCUAUGCAUACAACUUUGGCCAGUCGAGAUGUGGAUUGUUGCUUGAUUCCAGAAUCUCCAUUUUAUCUGGAAGGUCAAGGCGGGCUGUUCCAAUUCAUUGAAAGCCGGAUGAAAGAAAAUGGGCAUGUGGUUAUUGUGAUAGCUGAAGGAGCAGGGCAGGAAUUUGUUGCUCAGAGCAUCCAUGACGUCAAUCAGAAAGAUGCAUCAGGAAACAGGCUACUUCUUGAUGUUGGUCUCUGGUUGUCUCAUAAGAUUAAGGAUCACUUCACACAAGUUCGGGAGAUGGAUGUAAAUAUGAAAUACAUAGAUCCAACAUACAUGAUACGGGCUAUUCCAAGUAACGCAUCAGACAACAUAUACUGCACUCUUCUCGCACAAAGUGCCGUACAUGGGGCGAUGGCUGGGUACACAGGCUUCACAGUUGGACCAGUUAAUGGCAAACACGCCUACAUACCCAUUGCUCGGGUCACAGAGACACAGAACACAGUGAGAUUGACGGACAGGAUGUGGGCUAGGCUUCUUUCCUCAACAAACCAGCCAAGUUUCUUGAAUUCCUGUGAUGAUAUUUUGUUGCAACAAGAAAGAGUCGACAGAGACACGGUCGAUAUGAUUCACAAAAUGAAGAUUACUUCCACAUAGACACCACCAUUCAAUUGCUGGCUCUAAAGCUCAACACGGAGAAGCGCAUCGGGCGUGGCAUGUAUCAGCAGCACAACAAUCGCAAGCUAGCUUCCAUGAUGUCGGAGGAAGGUACAAUGUGUUUGCAUGCUGAGUUGAAUAUCAUUUUGUUGUAUGUGUAGGAUGAAAGACUGUUGUGCUUGGUUGAGUUGAAGUGUAAACAAGAGUAUAGAUAGGCGGGGGAAACAAUAAUGAAGAAAACAGAGUAGCAACUUGAUUUCGACUUUGCAGAUAAUACCAAAUGAUAGGUUUUUUGUCUGUCUGUCUGUCUGUUCCAUCCAUCAUUCCAACCACAAGUGGCAGUGGGUUGGUUCUUCCUUCCUAGUAGCUAUCUGGCACACCAUGCACGUCGGCUGCGCGCAAGUUGCAGACGUAGGCAUUGGUUAUCUUUCUAUCUGUUCUAAUCUGUCCACCGUAAUUGCCACUUGCUGCUUUCUGUUGCUAGCUUAGGUAGAACUUGAGAGCAGUCCGUCGGUUUCAUUACAAGUUGGGUCGUGUAGGGUAGCUCCUUGAGAGCGCGAUGGCUUUAGGGAUGGAUAGUAUUUUGCAGUUGCUGCUCGGAGUUUAUCCGGAUCUGCGAUUCCUGGAACUACAAGCAAGCAAGCAAGUGGGCUUUGAUUGCAUUGGCAAGUUGCUGGAUUGGAUGGAUUGACUCCGACGGUGACUCUGACUCUAGUUUCACUCGGUGAUUUGUCGAGCUCAACUCGUAAGCCAGGUCGUUUAGGACUAUUAGCUGACUCGAUACCAUGGCUAGCUAGCAAGCCACCUCAACUAACAACGUGUGAGCGAAUCGGUUAUUAACUUUUCAUUGGCUUGUUGAUAACUCAUAAGUUUGCUAAAUUGUAAAUCUCAUCACAUGAUGUUUAAGAAUUUGAGUACGUAAUCAGAUUUGCCUAAUUUAUACUUGAAAGAGAGAUUGUGUACGUAAAUAAUUACUUUAAUAUUAAAUUACAUGAUAUGACCCGUUAAGAAUAUGAUAUCUUAGUCCGAGCACAUCUUGUGAAAUAUAAUAUAUCAUUAAUGAGUCAACCUCGAGGAGAGCUCGAGUCAAACACAAAUCAAUAUAUUAGUAAACAAGUCGAGCUAGUUUCAUUUUUAACUAACUCGGACUCAAUUCAAUUCAUUUGAAGCCAUGUGCAGGAAUAGUUAAAAAUCAAACUAGCUUUGUACAAGUGUAUGAUCUUAUUUUAUUUGUCUUCGAUUAGUAUAGUGGAUAUAGCAAAGCUAUUUCAUUCCUUGUGAUAGGGUUGCAAAUGAACUGAACAUAAUAAUUGAGUUUUCACCUAAUUUGAGCUCGACUAGUUAGUAAACAAGUCAAAUUCGAGCUCGGCUUGUUUACGAAAAUAUUGGGUUGCAAAUGAACUUAAUGAUCAUUA
Molecule: messenger RNA, 5421 nt
Organism: Linum trigynum
Lineage: Eukaryota; Viridiplantae; Streptophyta; Magnoliopsida; Malpighiales; Linaceae
Source: the annotation of a GenBank genome assembly